UUGCCUGUCCUGUGACUUCUCUUCCCAAUCCCUGCUUAAAACACAGAAAUCCUGCCAAGAGCAUCCUCUGUAGAGUUUCCUUGUCAAAACUUCCUGUAAAUUCUGUGUUCCAACAACUUUUCCUGCACCGCUCCUCCCUGCCCCAGAUAAUGCACGGCACAAACGCUUUCCCGAGUUAUUAUCUCGCUGUCCUGUAGGCAUUCAGCACUGAGCUCCCUCGAUACUCACACGAAAACGGAUUAAAAAAAGGAAAAUACUGCAGAAUUCCGACUUAGAAGCAGCAGCUUCUGCAUAGCAGGAGUCUCCUGAACCCAGUCAGAGUGUCUGAUCCCCCUGGAAUGUAACGGGAAGCUUUCAGGAUCCAAUAAAGAGGUGACGGUACGACAGAAAAGAUGAAGAGUUUGGGCAUGUUUACCCUGACAACGAUCCUCUGGUUCUUGCUCGUUAUUCCCCAUGGCUUCCCACUUAAUCCACACGACCCCAAUGUCUGCAGUUACUGGGAAAGCUUCACCACAGCUGUAAAGGAAGCUUAUGCCCACCCGUACACCCAGCUAUCGCCAGAUUCUUGUGACGGCACCUGGAACUACUUUAAGACCUGCUCUCCACAAAAGAUUAUAUACAGAACUGCAUACCGGCACGGGGUCAAAGUCGACUACAGGAAGAGAUACAGAUGUUGCCAAGGGUACUAUGAAAGUAAUGAGAUCUGUGUCCCUCAUUGUACCCAGGAAUGCGUGCACGGGCGCUGUGUGGCCCCCGACCAAUGCCAAUGUGAGCCGGGCUGGAGGGGAAAAGACUGCUCCAGUGCUUGUGGCGACCACGUCUGGGGUCCGAAGUGCAACGAUACCUGUACGUGCCAUAACAAUGGAGUGUGUGACGCCAUUUCCGGAUCUUGCAUAUGCCCAGCGGGUUAUAAGGACCCCCUCUGCCAGAGACCCUGUGACCCAGGAACGUACGGGAUCAGCUGCUCGCUCGACUGUCAGUGCACAAAUGGGGCAGCAUGUGAUCCUGAAGAUGGGACCUGCCUCUGCCCCGAGGGGUACACAGGACCAUACUGUGAAAUCCGCUGUACAGAAAUUCAGCCGUCCAAAUACGUCUGCCCAGAACACUGUCCGUGUCAAAGUGGAGGGAUCUGUAAUCAGAGCACUGGAGGCUGCAGCUGCCCCCCAGGAUGGAUGGGCCCAAUCUGCUCCAUACCCUGUCCAGAAGGUUUCUUUGGACCCAACUGUGAACAGGAAUGCCUUUGUCACAAUCGUGGGCAGUGUGACCCACGGACCGGCCAAUGCCACUGCUCUCUGGGCUUCACCGGGGGAAGCUGUCGGGAGGAGUGUCCAAUUGGGAAAUACGGCAGGGACUGCGGAGAGGUCUGCGAUUGCCUGCACGCCGUGCGCUGUUUUCACAUUGACGGGGCGUGCAUGUGCGCGGCCGGCUUCCAGGGGGAGAAGUGCGAGGAGCGAAUGUGCUCCCCUGACCGCUAUGGGGUACAUUGCAACAUGCGCUGUCGGUGUGACCCCCUGCACACUUUGAGCUGUCACCCAAUGAGCGGGGAAUGUACGUGCAAAAGCGGCUGGGCCGGACUCUACUGCAACGAGACCUGUCCUCAGGGGUCCUACGGAACGAACUGCCAAGAGCCCUGUCUGUGUCUCAACGGGGGGUCCUGUGACAGCGAGACUGGGAGCUGCAUCUGUGCCCCUGGAUUUACGGGUGCGCAGUGUUCAAAUUAUUGCCCAGAGGACUCGUAUGGCCCAGAAUGUUCUCAGACCUGCAAGUGCAAAAACUACCUUUCGUGUUCCCCGAUCGACGGCUCCUGUGUGUGUAAGGAAGGGUGGCAAAAGGGGGACUGCUCAUUACCCUGUCCCAAGGGAAGCUGGGGCUUCAACUGCAACAGAACGUGUCAGUGCGAAAACGGGGCUUCUUGCAGCCCUGUCAGCGGCUCGUGUUCCUGCGCCGCCGGGUGGUACGGGGAGACGUGCAGCCAGCCAUGCAAGUCGGGAAGUUUCGGGCUCGGGUGCAGCCAGCGCUGUGACUGCAAACACUCCGACGGCUGUGACCCUGUCACUGGUCAGUGCCAAUGUUUACCAGGAUGGACAGGGAUACAAUGUGACCAGAGCUGCGAAGACGGGCUUUGGGGGAGGAAUUGCAACAUGUCGUGUGCCUGUAAAAACGGGGGGAUCUGCUCUCCGGAGGAUGGGACGUGCACCUGCCUGGCUGGCUUUCAAGGGCAAACCUGUGAGAAUCAGUGCCCACCUGGACGAUAUGGCAAGAAAUGUGCCCUGAUCUGCAAAUGCUCCAACUUCUCCACCUGCAACCCUGUCGAUGGCUCCUGCAAAUGUUUCCCUGGAUGGAAAGGAACUGAUUGCUCAGAGGCCUGCGUUCAGGGAUUUUGGGGCAAGGAUUGCGCCAGCAUCUGCUACUGCCAACACGGAGGCCAUUGCAGUCCGUCGGACGGGGGGUGCACAUGUUCCGCGGGAUGGACCGGGAAGUCCUGCUCCGAAGCCUGCCCUCUUGGGACAUACGGAGAGAAGUGCAUGCAUAAGUGCAAGUGUCAGAAUGGUGCGGAGUGCGAUCAGAUCACUGGGAAGUGCGUCUGUCUCCCUGGAUAUCACGGGCCCUUCUGCGACUUGAAGUGCCCGGCCAGAACCUACGGGCUAAAAUGCCACCAAGUGUGUGAAUGUCUUAACAAUGCCACCUGCCACCAUGUCACCGGCAGCUGCCAGUGUGACGUCGGGUGGUCCGGAACCCACUGCGAGAAAGCCCUUAACGUGGAUGUGCCCUUUACUAUGGUACCGAAGACAUCAAUGGGCACGGACUCUCUUGGACCCAUGUUUGGCAUCAUCGCCCUGGUCAUCUUGGUGGUGGCGCUAAUCGGCUUCUUCCUGUGUUAUCGACACUGGCAGAAGGACAAAGAAAGCCGCAGUCUGGCCGUGGCCUACACCGCCACGAGACCUGCCAGUUCCGUGUAUGAAGUGCCUGAUGUUCCACCCGGCUACACGCACUAUUACUCCAAUCCCAGUUACCAUACGCUGUCCCAGUGCGGUCCCAUCCCUCCACCACCUCCAUUAAAUCAGGAGAGACCCGGCUCUAAGAAGAAUGUAAUCCGUAACCCACACUUCUCCAAAGUGAAGAGCACGGACAGAGAGCGACCAGGAGCCUGCGGGCCGGAUUUUAAUGCCACGUUACCCGCGGACUGGAAACACCAAGGUGGGCCGCUGAACCCAAAAGACCAAGGAGGCUACAGGGUGGAUAGAAGUUACAGCUAUAGUAACAGUGUGGGCAUCUACUACAACAGGGGAAAUGAUUAUGUCAAAGAUUCAACUCUGAGCACAAGCAACAGUUCAUUGAACAGUGAGAAUCCUUAUGCCACCAUUAAAGAUCUCCCAAUGCUUCUGGCCAGGCCCUCGGAGGGAAACUACAUGGAGAUGAAGUCUCCGGUGCAUCGAGAAUUGUCCUACGCGGAGAUCGGUCUCUUUGAUGAAGAUGCCAUGUACGAGCAAGACCAAAAAGAAGAAGAAAGUUUAGUUCGAGGAGCAGGGGUGAUGACCAGCAGCCCGAGAAACAGUGCCACGCCAAGCCAUUACGACUCGCCCAAGAACAGCCACAUUCCCAGCCAUUAUGACAUGCCCCCCGUCCGUCAAUACCCUCCUACACCUCCAGCAAAGCGCCAAGCCCGAUGAGGACGUAUUAUUAUAACAUUUGUUUUUUCUUUAUGGACUUCAGGAGUCGUUCUUUGGACCUAAAUGAGAAACGGAGUCUCUGCCCAAGCUGGACUUUUAGGGGCAUGUGUGUUACUUUGUUACUGGGAGAAAAAAAUUAUUUUUCCACAUCUGUUCUAUGGAAACUUAGAAUCGGAUCUUUCCAAGGAGAAAUAAUAGAUUUUGCCAAACUUGAUUUUUGAGUAAAACGGCUCAAUUUCACUGUGAAUUAAAACAAGGAGGCAGAAUUUUUUUCCUGGAUAACUUGGGUGUAAAUAUCGUAGCAUAAGCCAGUUUAUAAGCAGCUGGCUGGUUGCCGGCGUAUGGAAGGACCACUCUUGAGAAGUUGUCUGUGGUGUUUAAUACAACAGAUGAUCGUGAUUAAUAAUCAGGACUGAGGAAUACAACUGUGCUUACUAAACUAUCUAUAUUCCGUUAGGUGGCCCAGAGGUAUUAUGCCACCCCAUAAAAAUAUAAGAACCUUUCCAGGACAGGAGAGACAUUGAAAAUAACUAUCCACGGACUCGGGAGAUCUGAUUUUCCAUUCUUGGUCUUGGAAAAGCUACAGAACUAAUAAACCUCUGUUAAUGCAGAGCCAGGCUGACCAAAGUUACUCUUAAAAUGUCCAACAAGGGCAAGGAAGAAUUUCCAUCCAGCCUGGAAAGCAAUAACAUGGUGGAGGAUCCCAUGUUCCUAAGCACUCUGUUGCAUUUCUCUCGUCGCCAGUUGGAAGACUAUAUGGGCCCUUUUUGCCAUGAAAUCGUGUAUUUCUUGAGUUUAUGCUAAAGAGAAAUGGUUGCAGAAACUCUUAACACUGGUGGUAUAGCACAGAACCUGGUAGGUCUGGGUCGACCCUCGUUCUCCUGCUCUUCUGAGUUGCAAGGGUCACGUAUCGGUGUGGUUGCCGGCAAAAGAAAAGCACUACAAAGCUAACACAUUGCUAACACAAACAUAACACAUGUAAGAGGCUACGAAGAGACCCAUGGGACCCUGUCCAGUCACAGCCAUGUCACACCAAUGGACUGAUACAUUAUUAAAGUUUAGUUUGUUCCUGGGAAGCAUUUGCCUCCACUGUACUACCAUUGCAGUCCUCUUCUGUAACAGUUUACAAA
Molecule: messenger RNA, 4801 nt
Organism: Spea bombifrons (plains spadefoot toad)
Lineage: Eukaryota; Metazoa; Chordata; Amphibia; Anura; Pelobatidae
Gene: PEAR1
Product: platelet endothelial aggregation receptor 1
Exons: 24
Coding region: 393-3671 (1092 amino acids)
Cellular component (GO): membrane
Molecular function (GO): protein binding
Source: RefSeq, a predicted model, not a curated record